CCCGCCCCGAAAAGCCAAAGCCAAGCCAAAGCGCCCCCGAGCGGCCCCGCCCGCUUCCUUCCGGGGCGCGGCGGCCGCGGCGAUGCUCUGAGGGCGGCGGCCGCGCGGGCCCCGCCGGCCUCGCCAUGUCCGGCAGCCGCCAGGCCGCGGCGGGCUCGGCCGGGACCAGCCCCGGCUCGUCGGCCGCGUCCUCGGUCACUUCCGCCUCGUCCUCGCUCGCCUCGUCGCCCUCGCCCCCCGCCCCCGCCGCCGCCGCCGCCGCCGCCGCCUCCGCGCUGGGUCCGGGCGCGCCGGCGCGGCCCGUGCUGGUGGCGCCCGCCGUGUCGGGGAGCGGCGGCGGCGGCGGCGGCGGCGGGGCGGUGUCGGCCGGUCCGGCCCGGCCCAGCUGCGCGGCCCGGCCCGGCGGCGGCGGCGGCGGCGGCGGCGGCAGGAAGCGGCCGCUCCUGGCGCCCCUGUGCAACGGGCUGCUCAACUCCUACGAGGACAAGAGCAACGACUUUGUGUGCCCCAUCUGUUUUGAUAUGAUUGAGGAAGCAUACAUGACGAAAUGUGGCCACAGCUUUUGCUACAAGUGCAUUCAUCAGAGUUUGGAGGAUAAUAAUCGAUGUCCCAAAUGUAACUAUGUUGUGGAUAAUAUCGACCAUCUGUAUCCUAAUUUCCUGGUCAAUGAGCUUAUACUCAAGCAGAAGCAGAGAUUUGAGGAAAAGAGGUUCAAGUUGGAUCACUCAGUGAGUAGCACCAACGGCCACAGGUGGCAAAUAUUUCAGGAUUUACUGGGAACUGACCAAGAUAAUCUUGACUUGGCCAACGUCAACCUCAUGUUGGAGCUGCUGGUGCAGAAAAAGAAACAGCUGGAAGCGGAAUCACAUGCAGCCCAACUGCAGAUCCUCAUGGAAUUCCUCAAGGUUGCCAGAAGAAAUAAGAGAGAGCAGCUGGAGCAGAUUCAGAAGGAGCUAAGUGUUCUAGAAGAGGAUAUUAAAAGAGUGGAAGAAAUGAGCGGCUUAUACUCCCCCGUCAGCGAGGAUAGCACGGUCCCCCAAUUCGAAGCCCCUUCUCCGUCACACAGUAGUAUCAUCGAUUCCACCGAGUACAGCCAGCCUCCGGGUUUCAGCGGCAGUUCCCAGACAAAGAAGCAGCCUUGGUACAACAGCACGUUAGCUUCAAGACGAAAACGGCUCACUGCGCAUUUCGAAGACCUCGAGCAGUGUUACUUUUCCACGAGGAUGUCCCGGAUCUCAGAUGACAGCCGAACUGCAAGCCAGCUGGAUGAGUUUCAGGAAUGCCUGUCCAAGUUUACCAGAUAUAAUUCAGUCCGGCCCCUGGCAACGUUGUCCUAUGCUAGUGACCUCUAUAAUGGCUCCAGUAUCGUCUCCAGUAUCGAAUUUGACCGGGAUUGUGACUAUUUUGCAAUUGCUGGUGUUACCAAGAAAAUCAAAGUCUAUGAAUACGGCACCGUCAUCCAGGAUGCAGUGGACAUUCAUUACCCUGAAAAUGAAAUGACCUGCAAUUCUAAAAUCAGCUGUAUCAGUUGGAGUAGUUACCACAAGAACCUAUUGGCCAGCAGUGAUUACGAGGGCACCGUCAUCCUGUGGGAUGGAUUCACCGGGCAGAGGUCAAAGGUCUAUCAGGAGCACGAGAAGAGGUGUUGGAGCGUGGAUUUUAACUUGAUGGAUCCAAAGCUCUUGGCUUCGGGGUCCGAUGAUGCAAAAGUAAAAUUGUGGUCCACCAACCUCGACAACUCGGUGGCAAGCAUUGAGGCGAAGGCGAAUGUCUGCUGUGUGAAAUUCAGCCCCUCUUCUCGAUACCAUUUAGCUUUCGGCUGUGCAGAUCACUGCGUCCACUACUAUGAUCUCCGUAACACUAAGCAACCAAUCAUGGUGUUCAAGGGACACCGGAAAGCCGUCUCCUACGCCAAGUUUGUGAGUGGCGAGGAGAUUGUCUCCGCCUCGACGGACAGCCAGCUCAAGCUGUGGAACGUGGGCAAGCCAUACUGUCUGCGCUCCUUCAAGGGCCACAUCAACGAGAAGAACUUCGUCGGCCUUGCUUCCAACGGGGAUUACAUAGCGUGUGGAAGCGAGAACAACUCUCUUUACCUGUAUUAUAAAGGACUUUCUAAGACUUUGUUAACUUUUAAGUUCGACACGGUCAAGAGCGUUCUGGACAAAGACCGGAAAGAGGACGACACGAACGAGUUUGUCAGCGCCGUGUGCUGGAGGGCGCUGCCCGACGGGGAGUCCAGUGUGCUGAUUGCUGCUAACAGUCAGGGCACGAUCAAGGUGCUGGAGUUAGUGUGACGGUUUACUCGAGUCCGCUCCGUGAUCCUGCUGAGACCCGUCUGCAGCGCCAGCGAAGGGAGCAGCGGCCGGGCCCUCCCCAGAGGCCUCCCGCCUCCCCCGGACUCUCCUCCUCCCCCCCGACUCCCCGUCUUCGCCCUUCCGGACCUGGAGACGCCCCCUCGAACCCCCGCCGUCAGCGCCGCUCUCUGGACUUCGCCGCUGCUGCUGCUGGUGCCGUCACCUAAUUUUUGUGAUAGGGAACCCUUCUUUUGAAUAAAAAGAAAGAACAAAAAAAGAAUAAAAG
This is a messenger RNA of Sorex fumeus (smoky shrew), 2580 nucleotides long. It is a transcript of the gene COP1, whose product is annotated as COP1 E3 ubiquitin ligase. Bases 126 to 2294 code for a protein of 722 amino acids. The transcript is spliced from 20 exons. Gene Ontology annotation, molecular function: ubiquitin protein ligase activity; protein binding. The record is from RefSeq and is a predicted model, not a curated record. NCBI's taxonomy places the organism in Eukaryota, Metazoa, Chordata, Mammalia, Eulipotyphla, Soricidae. Gene Ontology annotation, biological process: proteasome-mediated ubiquitin-dependent protein catabolic process.